AGCGGCGAGCACGUUCGUCAUUCAGUCAUUCUAGUUGGUUGGCCUUUGGCCUACUUGCUAUUUAUUAUUGCAUUAGCUGUAAAGAAUUUUAAAAUAAAGCAAAUGUAGAACUUGAUAUUUUUGUUUCCUUUAUUCUUUAUAUAGUUUUGUUAACUAAUUUUUCUGGACAUGAUUAAUUAGACUAUAAAAUGCCUAGUAUCAGGAAAUACCGACGUGACACGACCGAAGUCAGCUGUUGUUUAAAAUAUGUAAUUUUUGGUGUAAAUGUAUUAUUUUGGUUUCUGGGCCUUAUUGUGAUGGCAGUGGGCGUUUGGGCAUGGACAGAGAAAGAUACAUUCAAUAACCUGUCUCGUUUGACUAAUAUUGCUUUGGAUCCAGCAUUCAUUUUAAUAUGUGUUGGUACAAUAACAUUCAUAAUCGGCUUCACGGGAUGCGUCGGUGCCUUGCGUGAGAACACGUGCUUAUUAGCUUGUUAUGCAGUAUUUCUCGCUCUUCUUCUAUUGGCAGAAAUGACGGCUGGGAUAUUGUUCUUCGUGUUCAAAGAUUGGAUUAAACAACAAGCAACGACUGGAUUCCAGUCAUUCAUCACACAUUAUAGGGAAGAUCCCGAUCAGCAGAAUUUGAUUGAUUGGAUUCAAGAAGAUUGGCUGCAGUGUUGCGGCGUGGAAGGUCCCCGGGACUGGGAUCGCAACGCCUAUUUCAACUGUUCGAGUGGCGCGGUGGGCUCGCGCGAGGCGUGCGGCGUGCCCUUCAGCUGCUGCCGGAACAAACCGCAGGACAUCAUAAGGAACAAACAGUGCGGAUAUGACGUCAGAAAACCCACUUACCAAGGGAGUGAGCGCGUGAUCCACGAGCGCGGAUGUCUGGCCGCGGGCGAAGACUGGCUCCAGCGACAUUUCGCGCCCGUGGCGGCCGCCGUACUGGGCCCGCUCGCACUGAAGAGUUUUGACAUAGCUAAGAUAAUAUAUGACAAGGGUUGCCUAGAGGCCGCCGAGGAGUGGUUCGAUCACAAUCUGUUGAUUGUAGCCACGUCCGCUGUUUGUACCGCUUUUGCACAAAUCCUCGGCAUCUGCUUCGCUCAGAAUCUCCGGGCGGACAUAUUCGCUCAGAAGGCGAAGUGGCACUGACAAUCAGCGUCUCCUGCGGCGGUGUGAUGCGACGCGCGCACCCGCGGCCCCACGCGCCUCCGCCUUCCGACCUUCUGAUGACCUUCUGAUGACCUUCUGAUGGUAUGAUAAGUCGAUCUCAACUCUCAACUCAAAUAUUUCCGACUCAAAUGUAGAUUAUUCUUAAAUGACGAUUUCGGUACACGAUUUAUUUAAGACUAUAACGAAUCUCUUGAAUAUUUAUUUGUGAUUGAUUAUUCAGUUUGGAUUUAAUGUGAUAUGAAUUGAUGAAAAUGUCGUUACUUAGCAAUAUAACUCUUUUGUAACAGAUUAAUUGGUGUUUAUUCAAUAUUCUUUCAUCUAUUCAAUGUUUAAAAAAAUCUUGAAAUAAAUAAAUUAUUUUAUUUUUAUAAAUUCUGUAAUGUCCACAAUAAUUUAGUUAUUGUUUAAUGUGAUGUCAAUUCAUAUCGCGUUAAUAAACAAUGGCAACUUACAAUGUUUUUUACAAUUAAAAAAAAUUAAUAUUUUGUACUUAAAUUAAUUUUCAUUAAUUUGAAAACGAAAGGAAUACAUUAGUAACUGCCAUUGAAUAAAACCUGCCAGUGUAUAAACGUCAUAAUUUGAGUAUUAUCAUUGUACUGUAUUAUAUAGUUAUUUUUCCUCAAAAAUUCCUAUGAAUUAUUAAUCUAUGACACUAUUUCAUUGGUAAAAACUUCAUCUUGCUAUCCCUACGGCUUCGGUGAUAAAUCUCUUUAUCUUGAAAUAUCCUUCAAUUCCUCAAGCGUAUAUGCUUAAUUGUUGUUAAUGAAAUUGUUAUUAGAAAUAUUCAGCGUGUUGUCGACUUCAAUAUAAAUAUUAUUAAAAAAAAAUCCUCAAUAUUCUGUGUAGUCUUCAAAUAGCAUAUGUUGACUUAAUGCAUUAAUAUUUGUCCUUUAUGUUGUAUGUGUAUGUGAGUAUUGAAGUCGAUCAGUAUCGUUGUGUGUUCAAUUAAUGUCCAUUAAGCCUUAACGGGAGCUGUGAGAUGAAUUUAGUAUUGGAAUUAAAGUAUUAUAUAGCUAUAUGUAUAUGAAACAUUGUUGAAGCUGUAGAGUUAGUUCUAAACGAAAUAAUAUUCGUAAAAUGGUUGCCACGAAUUUGAAACCUAUGACCAUUAUCUCAAGGACAAUAUUGGAGAUAUUGUAUUCGUCCAAUCAGUCCAAGCAUAUUCACCAUAAAAUAAUCUCGAACAUAAAUGUAGUACAUAUAAAUGAAAACAUCUAAAAUAAGAAAAUUCGUGGUAACCAAGAUGAUUGACCGUCACAUGAAUUAAACCUCAGAAGUUAAGAUGGCGGAGAUAUUUUGAUGCAUUUAGGGCCGUGAUAUAAGCUGCAGGAGAAUAAUGGCUGACAAUAUAAUUAGAUAUAAAAUAUUUAAAGUAUUACUAUAUUAGAAUAAUUUUUUAGUGAUUAGGAAAUACUCAAUUCAAUAUAUAAAAUUUAUUUUGUCAUCUAAUCGUAAGACGUGGGAUUUAUUGAUAAUGAAUUUGGACGCAUAAUUUAGUUACAAAUAUCGCACAAUUAGUUAAGUGACUGAGUAUUAUGUUAUGAUAUUAUUUACAAUAUAAUUGUUUAAUAUAUAUAUAUUUUGUAGUGUUAAAAUCGUUAUAUAUAGUAUUUUUUUCAUUAAUUGCGAAUACUUAGAAUAAAGACAUAUAACUGUUGUUUUAGAUAAAUCGAGAAAAUAACGAACUAUCACUAAGCUAUCUUUAAUUAUUAAGAGGUAUCAUGAAGUCUGUUUUACAAAAUAUCACUUUCGUUUUGAAUAUUUUGUUAUAUAUUUUUUUCCAUAUUAUUUUUUUAAACUAUAGUAGCAAUACCUCAAAUUAAUAAGGGAUAACUAAUAUUCAUAUUUACCCCUCCUUCUAAGCUUAUCACUUGUGUUAGAAGUGGGAUGACAUAACUUUCAUCCAAAAAUAUCGUAUUGAUUGUUGUAGAUUAAAAAAAAAUCUAAUAUAUCUAUAGAAGUAUUACAUUAAAGCAAAAAAAAAAUCAUUCGACAGACAUGAUACUAUCCCAUUCUGCUUCGAUAACAUUUAGUAAACAACUCUAGGACUAUUUUGUAAGAACGAAUUCUGAAACUCACCGCAGAAGACUAUCGUAUAAUGUCAAAAUUAAGAUGCUAAAUUGACGAUAAUUAUUAAUAAUCGAAAUAAUUUGUUUUUCUUAAAUAUCACUAGUGAGAUACGAAAUGAGUUCUUUUAGAAUAACACCGCACCCUGCACAUAUCACAAUUAAAUUGGUACAGCACUGGCUUGCACAGAAGUUGUAAAAUAGACCUCAUGAUAGUCUCAUAAUCACCGUGUUUGCCUUAAACAACAUUCCUUUGCAUAUUCCUCAAAUAACAGGACAAUAAUAUUUCGAAUACUUAAAUUUGUAGCAAAUGAUCUCUUAUAGUCGAUCGGUUUUAUAGAUUCCGUGUAUACACUGCCUUACAGUAUUUAUAUAUUGUUACAAUCUCAUUUUGUGCUUAUAAUAAUAACUAUAUUGCCUUUUUUGUAUUUCUAAACUAGAAUAAGGAUAACAUAAUUCUUUAUAUACAUAGUGUAAUUGUAACUAUUAUAUUAUUUUUUUAAGUUUUUUUUUUAAUUUGUUGAUCUGAAAUCAUAUUUGAUAUAAUUUUUACCUGUGCAAGCCUUUUUGUACAGAUAAUUUUCAUUAUCUAUGGUCACCUCUCAUUGGUGACUCGUUUACCUAUCAAUUAACAAAAAUAACUAUUUUGAAUUUUGCCAGUGUUGGGUACUAAAAUUAAUUAACAUAUAAUUCAUUUUUGUAUACUUUUUGUAAUGAAUAGUAUAAAUAAGUUUACAUGAGAUUGAUUUAGUGUAAAAUCGCCAUGUGUCUAGUAUAUUGAAUGUAU
Molecule: messenger RNA, 4001 nt
Organism: Vanessa atalanta (red admiral)
Lineage: Eukaryota; Metazoa; Arthropoda; Insecta; Lepidoptera; Nymphalidae
Gene: Tsp26A
Product: tetraspanin-5
Exons: 9
Coding region: 189-1127 (312 amino acids)
Biological process (GO): protein localization to plasma membrane; protein maturation
Cellular component (GO): membrane
Source: RefSeq, a predicted model, not a curated record